Glycine soja is the source of this 762-nucleotide messenger RNA. RefSeq names its product anaphase-promoting complex subunit 11-like. Gene Ontology annotation, cellular component: nucleus; anaphase-promoting complex. NCBI's taxonomy places the organism in Eukaryota, Viridiplantae, Streptophyta, Magnoliopsida, Fabales, Fabaceae. Gene Ontology annotation, molecular function: cullin family protein binding; zinc ion binding; ubiquitin protein ligase activity. The record is from RefSeq and is a predicted model, not a curated record. The transcript is spliced from 3 exons. Gene Ontology annotation, biological process: protein ubiquitination; positive regulation of mitotic metaphase/anaphase transition; anaphase-promoting complex-dependent catabolic process. The annotation marks the transcript as partial.
UUGACGGCGCAUCAUAGAUUUACACUCACUCCUUCCCCAUUUCAAAUCUUCGUCUCCAAUUCGCGCUCACAUAAACCCUACCCUCAAUUUCCAUUCGCAAUUUUUGUUGCUGCUGAGCACGGAAUCGGAGAUGAAAGUGAAGAUCUUGCAUGGCAUGCUAUUGCUUCUUGGACUUGGGAUGCACAGGACGAAACGUGUGGAAUUUGUAGGAUGGCCUUUGAUGGAUGUUGUCCUGACUGUAAACUUCCUGGAGAUGACUGCCCGCUGAUUUGGGGUGUAUGCAAUCAUGCGUUUCAUUUGCACUGUAUCCUGAAAUGGGUGCAUUCUCAGACAUCACAAGCGCAUUGCCCCAUGUGCCGUCGUGAAUGGCAGUUUAAAGGAUGAGAGCAUUUUUUUUUCCUUUAAGGGCGGCCACUGACCAAUGUAAAUCGGUCUAGUUGAAGACACUUCUUCUGCAGUUUUACCAUGCAUAUAAGAUGCACUGGCUUCUUAUUAGCUAUUGUACACUUCAAUAUAUUUUAUUGGUUCCGGUAAGGAGGUGAUCAAAUUCAAAGUUUCUGGAUGUGAAAUUUUGUUUUUGUCAUGUGAAUGACAUCCUCGUUUUUUUUCUUCUGAUAGUUUGCUGAUGUCUUACUGCUCAUAUUUUGCAUCGAUAGUAUGCUUCCGAAGCAUGACAAUGUAUGUAAUUGGCUUCACAAGAUUUACCUAAAUAAGGUUGCAUUAUUGAAGUUAUUAUUUUCUAAUGCAAAUUUUGUAAUGCAA